Messenger RNA from Neospora caninum, 2190 nucleotides. RefSeq lists its product as hypothetical. NCBI's taxonomy places the organism in Eukaryota, Apicomplexa, Conoidasida, Eucoccidiorida, Sarcocystidae. Bases 1 to 2190 code for a protein of 729 amino acids. The record is from RefSeq and is a predicted model, not a curated record. The transcript is spliced from 9 exons.
AUGGAGCACGGCCAGCUCCUCUCUGCCGGGAGUCUGAGGCCGGAGCCGGGGCAGCGUCUGCCUGUGGGAACUGGCCGGGCUUGGCGCGGCACUCUGUCCCCGCCGCGUUUGGGCACACGCGCAGCAGACUGGGCGCACCCGGCAGAUCGCGGUUCUGCGUCUUGCGCCCCACCGCGAAUCAACUCCGAGCCGGCCCUUGCGCCGCCGUUUCCGGCUGCGUGUCCGCCGUCUCCCUCCGUUCCACUGCCGCAGCGUGGGCUGCGUCCCGGCAUUCACGGCGUCGCUCCAGCUCCUGGAGAAAGCAUCGGUUUCUCUGGAGACGUGCGCAGCCACGCGGGAUCCUUCGGCCAUCACCCGCAACAGAGUCUCGCCACACGCCUGCAGAGCUCCGAGAGACGCCCCCGCGAUGCCGAAGCGUCUUUCCUCGCGGAGCGUACCAAGAUGUGGGGGGCCGUGGCAGGGGCGUCGAGCGGCGACGAAGCCAAACCGCUGGAGCGAACCGCCUUCUCGGUGAGUGAAGAGACACCGCUUUCGAGCGUCUCCAAGGACCACGCGAAUUACCCAUCUUUCUUCCCUCCAACCUCUCAGGCAGGAACACCCGCUGAAAGAGAGACAGGUUUGAGAGAUCCUGCUGGACAAGGCCGGCCGCGAAGUCCUGGUGGACCGACGUACCCAGGACAUCUUCCGUCUCCCGUUUCCUUCGCUUCACUGGCUGCCCUCCGGCAGCACGGGGGGGGUCCGGCGACGCGUUCGCGUUGGGGGGCUGGAGAAGCCCACUCGGAGGAAUCCAAGCACCUUGCAGAGACAAGAAGCGACGGAGAAGAUCCGGCUUCCUCUGGUGCCGGCACGCGAGAAAACCCCGCGGGAUUCGAGGGAGGACACGACCCCGCGGGCCCGCGCGUUUCCUCGUUCACCGGAUCGAGACUACUCGAGUCCGUCUCCCAGGUGUACAUCCCGGAGAAACUGCAGUGUGAACCCCAAGUUGUGGAAACCGUCAUCACAGUCCCACGCGUUAUGUACGAACAGAAAAUCACAGAAGUGCCUCAGGUGAUGGUUCGCGAGCGCGUAGUCGAAGUCCCCCAAGUCGUCCGAAAGGAGAAAGUUGUCACAAUUCCCAAAAUUGAAAUCCAGGAGAAAAUCGUCGAGCUGCCAGUCAUCAAGUACGUGGACAAAGUCGUGGAGGUGCCGCAGUACGUCAUUGCCGAGAAGUUCAUUUCGACAGACGAGGUGAUUCGCCAGGAAAAAAUAGUGCCGAUCCCCAAGAUCGAGGUCGUAGAGAAAAUCAUCCAAACGCCGAAAGUCAUUCAAGUCGAAAAGAUUGUCGAUGUCCCCCGGAUUGAAUACAGAGAGGUUGAAAUCGAGAAGGUUGUGGAAGUCCCCCAGGUCGAGAUUCAGUACGUCGAGCGGGAGGUUCCCGUGCCCCAGAGGGUCAUUAGGCACGUCCACGUCGACAAAAUCGUGGAAGUUCGGCAGAAGAAGAUUGUCGAGAAGAUCGUGAAGAUCCCUGUCCCUCGUUACGUCGAAGUCCCCAAGUACAUUGAACAGCCGGUUCCGCGGGAGAAGAUUGUGAGGGUGGAGAAAAAAAUCGAAAGGAAGGUUCCGACGCCCCAGCCUCAAGAAGACACGUACCAGGAGGUUGAAAAGCCGGUCUACGUGACAAAAUACAUUGAGAGACGAGUGCCUGUCCCAACGGAAAGAGUCGUCGAGGAGCACGUCCAAGUGGAAGUGCCACGGGAGGUGAUUGUGAAGAAGCCGUACGACGUGGUUCGCCUCGUGGAGAAACAAGUGGAAGUGGCUGUUCCCUUUGUCUCGGGAGACCCUCUGAUUUUGACGGCGGAGGGGUACAUUCCUUUUCAAGAGUUUGCGCGAAAGUCGCAGGUGCUGACUCCGAAGGACAGGCAGUUCUACGAGCGGCAGUCCGAGGCUCUCGGCUCUGUGCAUGCACCCACCUGGGACCAGCAGAGUCUCCCUUCGCCCGCGCGCUCUUUCUCUCCUGCCUCAGAGGUCGCCAGCUCUCGAGGAGCUCAGGCUAGACUGCCGGAGGAAGUCGCCCCCAAAGGAACUUCCUCGUCGAUAGGCGCGCUGUCUCAGACCACUCAGCAGUCCGCCUAUCCUCUCUCGCCUCUCAAUUCCCCCACCUCGAACUCCACUUGUUCCGGCCGCCCCCAUCUCUCUCUAGUCCUCAAUUAG